This is a messenger RNA of Aaosphaeria arxii CBS 175.79, 2053 nucleotides long. RefSeq names its product alpha/beta-hydrolase. NCBI's taxonomy places the organism in Eukaryota, Fungi, Ascomycota, Dothideomycetes, Pleosporales. Gene Ontology annotation, molecular function: dipeptidyl-peptidase activity. The transcript has a single exon. The coding region runs from base 182 to 1978 and encodes 598 amino acids. The record is from RefSeq and is a predicted model, not a curated record.
UACGCGUUCUUUUUAUGAAAACUUCCCCAGAUUCACAAUAAGCUCGGUCGAGAUGCCCCGCGUGCCGUGUUCCCCCACAACGGACCAAAACAUCGUCCCUUCAACUUGACAACUCAAGGGGAUGAUAUAGACCGGGGGUGGUCCCCGGGCUUUGAUCUGGCUUUUGCCAUCAUCUUCAAUCAUGGGCGAAGCAAUGGAAUACAACAACUUCAAGGGCGUCAAAGUCCCCAUCGUUCCAAUAUCUCCACCUCAGCCUGGUAGCGGAGGUUACACGGAAUUCAACCCGCGCUCCGAAACACUCCCUGCUGGCUGGACAAGCCCCCAUCCCAACUCCAGACCGCUCAAAUCGAGUAUACUCGUGGAACAUGAUGUCGCGAUCACAAUGCGCGACGGCGCGAAGCUCUACGCCGAUGUAUACCGACCACCACCAUCAGCGUCGGGUGCGGACGAGCAAGUCCCAGCGCUGCUGAUGUGGUCGCCGUUUGGGAAGAAGUUCAACGGUAUCAUGUCCCUCGGACUGAUGACGCCUUGGAAUCUCGGCAUCCCAGAUGGUACGCUCUCAGGCCUUGAGAAGUUCGAAGGGCUUGAUCCCGCGGUGUGGGUGGAUCGCGGAUAUGCGAUCGUCAGCAUCGACACGCGCGGGACGGGCGAUAGCGACGGACGCAUGGUGAUCAUGGGAACGCAGGAGGCUGAAGAUGGAUACGACAGUAUCGAGGCGAUUGCGAAACUCCCAUGGUGUACCGGUUCUGUAGGAUUGGCAGGGAACUCACACCUUGCAAUCGCGCAGUGGUUUAUCGCUGCGUUACAGCCACCGUCUCUCAAAGCCAUCGCUCCGUUCGAGGGCUGCGGUGACUUGUAUCGUGAGCAAUUUGCCCGUGGUGGGAUAUACGCGGGCGAUUUGUUCGAUAAGCUUAUCGUGAAGUACAUGCUGAAAGGCAGGCAUGGAAUGGAGAGUUUCCGCGAGAUGUUCAAGCAACAUUCGCUGGCUAACGAGUGGUGGAAUGAUAAGCGUCCCGACAUGCGGAAGAUCAAUGUGCCUACAUACAUUACGGGUACUUGGACGAACACGAUGCAUGGUAUGGGUGCUAUUCGAGCGUGGCUACAGGUUGAUACCAAAAACAAAUGGCUACGAUGGCACCCUUGGCAGGAAUGGUACGACUUAUGGGGAAACCCUCAAGCCGAUGAGGAGUUACAUUCGUUCUUCGACCACUUCCUUCAUGGAAAGAAGAAUGACUGGCUACAAACACCACGCGUCAGAAUGGCACUCCUCCGAUUUGGCAACCAGAUCCCGCAAUCGUACGAAAACAUCGUAGAAGAAGAUUUCCCCAUCCCAAGAACACAAUACAAGAAGCUCUUCCUCCAGUCCGACCACACACUCUCUUUCGACGCGCCAACCACACAAGGACAAACCACCUACAAUUCCGAGCACCCCGAAUCCGCCACCUUCACGCACCGUUUCCCCGAAACAACCCGCCUCGUCGGCCUCCCUAAAGUAGUCCUCUACAUGACCUGCCCCGACCACAACGACCUCGACGUCUACGUGCUCCUCGAAAAGCUCGACAAGCAAGGCCAACCCAUGCUCAACCUCAACAUCCCCUGGAAAAACCUCCCCAUCACCUCCUUCGACGAUAUGAAGCCCGAAGAGAAGACAGAGGUCGUGCUGUACAAAGGCCCCCUAGGUAUCCUCCGAGCGUCCCAUCGCGCGAUCGACGAGUCGCGCUCUAUGCAUCCGCACUGGCCGUUCCAUCCGCAUGAGAAGGAGGAGAAGGUUUCGCCGGGGACGGUCGUGAGGCUGGAUAUUGGGAUCUGGGCGAUGGGGAUUGAGUAUGAGGCGGGAGAGAGUUUGAGGCUGACGGUUUCGGGGAGGAAUUUUGGGGUGAGCAAUUUUGGGAGCGAUGAGCAUUCGCUGAAUAAGGGGAGGCAUAUGGUUCAUUUUGGGGGUGAGAAUCCUAGUCAUUUGGUGCUGCCGUUUGUGUAGAGUUAUGUAGAGAUUUGAAUGAAGUUCAUGUAGUUAUUCUCGGUACUCUAGAAGCGUUCUAAUGCGAAAUACAUG